UACUACUGUAUCCAGGAUAAAAGUCACGGGUCUAAAAUAAUCGGACAAGAUGGCGGUUCGGGUGUUAGACCCAACAGAGUAUGAAAAGUUAGAGAAGGAAUUGGAGACCGCCUUACCAGUUUCUUUGUGUGCUUACAGCCACUUCAAAUUGUUGGGGAGAGGAAUACUGACCGAUAAAACAGUCCUGGUGGACAGCUGGCCAGAUUUUUCUGCUGUUGUUAUUGUUGAUAGCACGAAAAAGAAGACUAUGACGUGGGCAAUCAGUUUCUGUAAAGGUUCUGAUUUUUGCCAAUCCCUAGAAAACUUGCUUCGCCAUUCUGCAACAUUGUUAGCAUCACCUUUAGCCAUUGUAGGUAAAAUGAAAGUAACUGGCUACAUUAUCGGAAAAGUUCCCGCUGGAUUCAAGUUAUCCGAAUUAAAGCAAGCUCACGUGGAAAAUGUAUACAAUGCAUGUCCCCAUAGGGACAGAUAUGAACAAAUCGCAGACCUGAGGCAAUGGAUACGUUAUCACAUUGAUACUUUACCAACAGUCUGUAUUGAAACUGAGGACGGUAGACCUGUUGCCUGGGAGGUUCAGCAUGAAUAUGGCAGGUUGGGAAUGUUAAACGUGGAGCCAGAAUACAGAAGGCUCAAACUGGGAAGUGUCGUCACAAGGACACUUGCUCAGAAACUGGUAAAGGACGGACAAUUAGUUUUUGCUUGUGUGGAUGACAAAAAUGAAACAUCUGUGAAUUUCCAUGAAAAUAAUGGCUACACACGCAUGCCAUUAAUGUAUUCUGUCGCAGUAUAUCAUUUGUGACAAUGUUUUAAUUGUGACAAUAUUUGAUUGAUUGUAUGUAUUCUUUUUCAUAAUCGAGAAUUUUGCAUUCAUAGAGAAACGUCACAAUAUACAUUGUACCGAAAAACUCGGCACUCGGGAACAUUCAGCUGUGAAGAUUUUUUAUCAUGCUAACUCCUACUGCGACUUCAAUUUAUAAAGUCUCGUCAAAAACACCCGUGACCUUAUGUCUUAGGUCUACCUCUCGAUCACGCAGCAAUCCCUCUGCCACUAGGCUAUUGUGCCCGGAACAACAAAGCAAUGUACCGAAAGGAACAAGAAUUAAAAAAAAAAUAGUCCUUUGGAGCAAGUCUAGGUAGUUCCCAUAAUUGAUCCCCCAAAAAUCUGAUUGCUGGUGUUCAAUGAUGUCCUACC
This is a messenger RNA of Saccostrea cuccullata (small rock oyster), 1192 nucleotides long. Its product is annotated as glycine N-acyltransferase-like. NCBI's taxonomy places the organism in Eukaryota, Metazoa, Mollusca, Bivalvia, Ostreida, Ostreidae. The transcript has 5 exons. Bases 50 to 799 code for a protein of 249 amino acids. The record is from RefSeq and is a predicted model, not a curated record. Gene Ontology annotation, molecular function: glycine N-acyltransferase activity. Gene Ontology annotation, cellular component: mitochondrion.